AUGUUACGAAUGCAUAAAGGGAAGAGAAAUGUAGAGAAGUUUUCGGAUAUGAAAGUGAUAUUUAGCGGAGUUUGCGAUGGUUUUCCGCAAAAUACGACAGAUAUACGAGGUACCAAAGAGUUUUCGGCGGAUCGAGAACGUACAUGUCGAGCAAGCAUUGCGAUGACUAGCAAAUCGGUUGCAUCCGACUAUAUGAAAUGGGAAGAAUUAACAUUUCAUAAAAAUCUUCGAUUAAAACUUUUAUCUUUAACUGGUGAGGCACCAACAGCUAAUGAUGCUUUAAAUCUGGCUCGAAUAGAUGGUCGUUUAUUAGCUCCUGAACCUGAAUCACUAUGUAAAAUGGGAAUAAUGGACGAUGCAGAGCAUAGUCGGAUAAAUGAGAAAGAUAAAUUUGAGGAUACUCUUAUUAGUAGGAUUUUUUUUGUUCCGAUUCCUGAUGAAGACUUUGAGGAGCAUUCAUUCUCUAAACGGUGA
This is a messenger RNA of Dracunculus medinensis (Guinea worm), 474 nucleotides long. NCBI's taxonomy places the organism in Eukaryota, Metazoa, Nematoda, Chromadorea, Rhabditida, Dracunculidae. The record is from the annotation of a GenBank genome assembly.